UUGGAGAAGUAGAAGGAUAGGGCACGCAGGGACUUAUUACCAUUGUUUACAUUGUUUACCGUUAUACAACUGAACUACAGGAAUUCAACUACACAUCAUCAUGAAUACUGAAGCACAGAGACUCAUCACUGUGUCUUUGGGAAAAAUACAGGCCUCGCGUUCCCAGCGAGGUGGUAUAAACUUACAUAAAAACUUACUCGUGGCGUGUGUGCUUCACAAGGCUAGGACGGCUUACAUGAUGGAUAAUUUACAAACUAUGUUGAUGAACAGAAAGGCUCAAUCGGAAUCAAAAUAUGCGGAAACACCUGUCACUCAGAUAAGUACAAACAAUUCCUCUCAAAAUUAUCCUUGUAGCACAAAUACUACAAGCGUGGUUGUACGAGCCAGCCAUGACGCGACCAAGAGGUCACGAGAGGAAACGGAGCAGACCACUGAAGCGUGCCGCGAUCAGGACAAAGAAAACUCACCACCCAAACGCUUGAGGACUGAAUCAAGUGAUAUCACUGAACAAAAACUGUCUUCAGAUUCACAAUGCUCAAAAUCUACAGAAAUGAAGAAAUCGUGUAGUUUGGUGAUCGUACGAACAAGCAACAAUGCCGUGACCCCGAUAAGUCAGUGUACGGAACAGCCAAAGGUCACAGAUGCUUACGUCAACAGCCAGUCAUGUGUGGGGUGUGUAAAACGUAGGCGUUUCAGCACGGACUCGUCAACAACGGAUGAGGCGCACGAGGGUGUUAAACGUCCACGUAUCGAACGGGUCAUCGAUUCCAGUGAGGAUGUAACAGACUCGGACAGUGUGUUUCUUCCCGACCCCCCUAAGGACCUACACUCCAGGGGCGAGGCAGUGGAGUUGAGUAGGCCACAGCAGGACAAUUUACAUGCCGUGGUUCAACAGCAUGUGCAGCCCGAAUCAAUUCAAAUCACGAACCUUGUUACUAUUUUUAAUACAGGAUUUGGUGGACUAUGUGAAAAGAAUUUAUCAGAAAAGGAUCAGAUUGUGGACUGUAAUAACAACGAUUCCAAGGAUAGGUUGGACACUGUGACAUAUUACAACAAUGUGCACGGACACAAAUUCUCCGUACUGGAUAGUUGUAGUACUCAGAUGAUCGAUUCUACAAAGGUUGAUGCUGUUCCCAUGCCAACGGCCAUUGCUGUGUAAUGGACCGAGAACUGUAAAUUGUAGUUUCUAUAUUUAGUUGGGACAGGUGCCUAAUUAGAUAAUGAAACAGUUAGAUAGACCAUAUGGCCAGUAUGUUGACAGUGCACUUUUUGAAACAAUUACAAUAUUUUUAAUAUCUUUUGAUGAGAAAUACGUUCAUUGAAUGAACAAUUAAUUGCGUAAUCAGGGAUUGUGUACAUAAACGUCAUUGUCCACAUUUCGACUAUCCCAGUCGGCUUGUUGGAUAAUUGCCAAGGCUGUGACGUAAUUGAUCUCAUGUUUAUUUUAAUUUUUAAAGGUCAUUUGACAAAAGGGUCCGUCCACCUUAAGUCCUUGUUUAUGAAUCGGUGACUACAUUGGGCACUAUUCCAGAUAAAUGUACUACACAAACAGGAUAGUGUAUUGUGUCAUUUUAGAAACUCUAUCACGCGAAAACAACCCAUGUGAUCUUUGCCUCUGGUUAUUUUAUUUUUAAUAACAAUCUGGUAUAUUUUCAAUUCCAAAUUUGAAAAAAAAAAAUCAUGACCAAUUAAUCAGAUCAAGUAUGAAGUACAAAGUGUGUACUUGGGAGAUUUUGUGUACUACGUCUACCACAGAAGUCGCAGUACGACCCGUGUACUAGAUAACCCGACUGUGAAGGGAGCGUUAUUUAUUGGCUGGACCGGAUGUGAAUGUGGUGUGUUCGUGAGGCGUGUGGGUGGACUACAAUGCUAUUGUGUGAAAGAGUGUUUUAGAAUGUACGGUCAUUGUGAGAAAGUAUUUAAUAUUUAUGUCAAAACUGCAGCGAUGCUGAUAUUUAAAUGAUGAAAAAAUACAAGAAAAUAAACAUAAAAAUAUUUAAAAUA
Messenger RNA from Ylistrum balloti, 2004 nucleotides. Its product is annotated as immediate early response gene 5-like protein. The record is from RefSeq and is a predicted model, not a curated record. NCBI's taxonomy places the organism in Eukaryota, Metazoa, Mollusca, Bivalvia, Pectinida, Pectinidae. Bases 101 to 1159 code for a protein of 352 amino acids. The transcript has a single exon.